UUUUCUAUCUACUAAAUAUCGCUCAUUUCCUGUCAUUUUUAGAAUAAAAUUAAUUCAUUGAGUUAGAUAAGUAUACAUUCUAGUUCAAACUUCUCCUCUGAGGUUAAUGGGGUUUCCGUAGUGCUUCAAAGGGGGGGAAAACCACGGUUAAUCUUAAAGGCUCAAACAUUCAUCGACACGGUAGGUUAUUACUAACCCUUAACCGGAAAAUUUAUACAGUUUUCCAUUCACUUUUGAUUGAAUCACAAGUGUCAAGGAAACAUGGCUGCCAAUAUGUCCUUCAUUUUUGUUUGCUUAAUAUUCAUUCAUCUAGUUUAUUCAGGAUUACCUUUUAGAUCCAAAAAAUUCAACAGGCAAUCGAAAAGUACAUUGCGGAAUUACCAAACUGAAUUCUUUAACGAGGUUUUCCAAGACCAUUGGGACCGUAAAAUGAGAACUCUUGAUCCAAAAGCAAAUAAGAGUUUGUCUGCUACUUGUGACGCCAAAGCAAUUGCUGCCGAAAACAGGAAUGCAAAAUGCAAACCGCGUCUUUAUGUUGUCGCCUUAGAAAAAUUUGAAGGUUUCAAGAUCGAACCGAGUCAUGUAGAAGUCAUGCGAUGUAAUUAUAGUAAAUGUAGCAGUUCAGCCCAACAUUGUCUACCAUCAACAACUCAGAUGCGAAAACUUUCGGUUUACGCACUUAAAGAGCCCGCCCCGAAAACGAAGGAAAAUCGUUCGACAACAUGUAUGCAGAUGGAAGUCGAGGAACACGUCAGUUGUAAAUGCGGUUGUCUGAUUAAGCCGAAAGAUUGCCACAAGCCUGCGAUCUACUCUAAAAACAACUGUCGUUGCGAGUGCCCCAACAGGAGCGAGGCCCAUACGUGCGAGCAAAACGGCUUCAAAUGGAAUCAGUCUAUUUGUCGAUGUAUCCAGAGCUCACCACUGUCUACGGAAUGAGGUCAAACUAGACCCAUGUUCUAUAGAGAGAGAGAGAGAGAGCUAUAUCAGGCCCGAGGCCUGGGGACCGACGCCGGUUAUACAAUCUUUUUAUUUUUCCUUUUUCCCAUAUGGGCUGCCUACAAAGUCUGUCUGUCGUAAGAGUCUAAAAAAAAAAGGAAAAAUAAAUAGAAAUAAAUUUAGUCCUUUUUUUAAUAAAUAUUAUUUUUUUUGCCUACGUGUGCACUGUAUAUGUGUAACUAUAUAUACCUUUGCAAAAUCUCUUGAGGACUUACGAAAUUCAACGACGUCGUCAAUGUCCAUUAAGCAGCUUGACUAAGUGUAUCGUGAAUAACGAACUGAACGCCGACAGGAGAAAAUCCAUCCGCGUUCUCUGUGUACACGUAGAAGAUCAGGCAAUUUCCGAAUGGAUUUACGGUGGUUGAUGUUAUCUCUUUGUUGGAGAGAAAAGGGGAUUUCAAAACUUUUUUCUUGUGUGUGUGUGUGUGCGUACCGUGUCCGUGUGUGUAAGUUGUUACCACCGUAAAUGGAGGUGCUCGAGGGGGCGAUGUCGACGCGCAACUUUCACUUUUUCUGAAACAGCCCCAGGCAGUCACCUACAACAGACUUCGUGAUCCGUCGGCGUACCAGUCGGAUAUUUUUGUUACAAGACAAGGUUUUGUUGUUAUUUCCAAAUAAAAACGAAAUUCCAAAAGACGCAUUUUUAUGAAAAUUCACCGAUAUAUUGGUCAUAAAAUUCAGCGUGUAACAAUUUUUUGUGUUUACCAAGUACAAUUUCUGUUUUAAUCUUUUUUAUAGAGAAUUCACACACACAUACACACAAAAUACAGAGGCGUUCAAAUUCAGCCAAUGAAACGUAAGGUAGACACAAUAUUUUCGUCAAUGUGUAACAUGUUUUUUUUGUUUUGUUUUAAUUCUUAAUUUUUUUUUCUAAAUCAAAUAAAAUUUUUCCCCCCUGACCGCAGAACAAAUUUGUAUUUUUAUUUUUAUUUUAAAGAGCCGACAUUGGGCGGCUUCGUCACAAGAAUUACUAUUCACGCAGAAAAGGGAGAAAAAUCGACAUGGGAGAAUUAAAGAAAAAUAAUAAACAGUUUCGUGUGUGUGUUACAUGAUAACAGAGAGGAUUGCAUUCCGGCAGAGAAGAAGAAAAGUCUGGCAGGACAAAUUUUCUUUUUUUUUUUUAUAUAAACGCAAUGGAUUGAAAUUGAAACAUUAGCGCGCGCAAAACCCAACUCUUUUCCUUUUUUUAACCUAAUUAUUUUUAAAUAGUCUUUUGUAUGUCCAUCCCCAUAAACACUGGUUCACACAUUCACACUAACCGCCAUAAUAAGCGGGAGGGAGAAAAAACCGACACGAACCGACAGAGCGGAAUGAAAAGAAAAAUAGAAAAAAAAAUAUUAGAACGGUCACAAUAGAGAAAGAGAGAGAGAACCCAAUCGAAAGAUUUAAAUUUUUUUGUGUGUGUUUUUUUUUUGUUUGUAAUCAAUCCCAUCGCCCACGAAAAAAAAAAAAAUUCUUUAAAGGUAAAUCAAUGUCCCAAGAAGAUAAACAGACCACAUUUUGGUUUGUUGCCUUUUUUUUCCCCGGCCGUUCAUAUUGAAACUGGAUCAAUCCCAGCUGUGUGUGGAUUUGGAAUGUAGCCACACUACAAUAGCCAAAGAUUGGAGAAAGAAAGAAAGAAUAAUAAACGUACACACACACAGAGAAAUACAAAAAA
Daphnia pulex (common water flea) is the source of this 2653-nucleotide messenger RNA. RefSeq lists its product as uncharacterized. Gene Ontology annotation, biological process: positive regulation of protein autophosphorylation; positive regulation of cell population proliferation. The record is from RefSeq and is a predicted model, not a curated record. Bases 262 to 936 code for a protein of 224 amino acids. Gene Ontology annotation, molecular function: growth factor activity; growth factor receptor binding. NCBI's taxonomy places the organism in Eukaryota, Metazoa, Arthropoda, Branchiopoda, Diplostraca, Daphniidae. Gene Ontology annotation, cellular component: membrane. The transcript has 7 exons.